Messenger RNA from Mangifera indica (mango), 1607 nucleotides. RefSeq names its product lysine histidine transporter-like 2. The coding region runs from base 54 to 1370 and encodes 438 amino acids. The record is from RefSeq and is a predicted model, not a curated record. Lineage: Eukaryota; Viridiplantae; Streptophyta; Magnoliopsida; Sapindales; Anacardiaceae. Gene Ontology annotation, cellular component: plasma membrane. The transcript is spliced from 7 exons.
AUUUUUCUUUUCAUUGAAUUUUUUCAAUUUAUUAAAUUUUUUGAGGAAAGAUUAUGGCGAAUCAGUCACAGCAGGAUGGAACACCAGAGCAGAAGGCCAUCGAUGACUGGCUUCCUAUCACCUCCUCCAGGAAUGCAAAAUGGUGGUACUCAGCAUUUCACAAUGUCACCGCCAUGGUUGGAGCUGGUGUCCUCAGUCUUCCUUAUGCGAUGGCUGAACUUGGAUGGGGUCCUGGAAUUGCCAUCCUGGUUUUGUCAUGGAUCAUAACAUUGUAUACGCUGUGGCAAAUGGUUGAAAUGCAUGAAAUGGUGCCUGGAAGGAGGUUUGAUAGGUACCAUGAACUGGGCCAAUAUGCAUUUGGUGAAAAGCUUGGGCUGUGGAUAGUGGUGCCCCAGCAGCUUAUUGUGGAAGUUGGUGUGAACAUUGUGUACAUGGUGACUGGAGGAAAAUCUCUGCAGAAAUUCCAUGACACAGUCUGCCCCAGCUGCAAACCGAUCAAGUCCUCUUACUUCAUCGUCAUAUUUGCUUCUGUCCACUUUGUUCUAUCUCAUCUCCCUAACUUCAACUCCAUUUCUGUCGUUUCACUCGCAGCUGCAGUCAUGUCUUUAAGUUACUCAACAAUAGCUUGGACCGCUGCACUGGGCAAAGGGGUGAAGCCGGAUGUGGACUAUUCAUACAAGGCAAAAACCAACACAGGAGUUGUCUUCGACUUCUUCAGCGGAUUGGGAGAAGUAGCUUUUGCAUAUGCAGGACAUAAUGUGGUUCUGGAGAUCCAAGCAACAAUUCCCUCAACGCCUGAGAAGCCAUCAAAGGGACCAAUGUGGAAAGGAGUUGUUGUUGCAUAUAUUGUUGUAGCUUUGUGUUACUUCCCAGUCGCCAUUGUUGGUUUCUACAUUUUCGGAAACACUGUGGAUGAUAACAUCCUCAUCACCCUGGAGAAACCCGCUUGGCUUAUUGCUCUAGCUAACAUGUUUGUUGUUGUCCAUGUCAUUGGAAGCUACCAGAUAUAUGCAAUUCCAGUGUUCGAUAUGCUUGAAACUUUCCUGGUGAAGAAGUUGCGCUUCUCACCUUCCUUCUUUCUUCGCCUUGUUACCCGAACUACAUAUGUUGCGUUUACAAUGAUAGUGGGUAUAUGUGUUCCUUUCUUUGGUUCGUUGCUGGGAUUCUUUGGAGGAUUUGCUUUCGCCCCAACAACAUAUUUUCUUCCCUGCAUCAUGUGGCUUGCCAUUUGCAAACCAAAGAGAUUUAGCUUGUCUUGGAUCAUAAACUGGAUCUGCAUAAUUCUGGGGCUUCUGUUGAUGAUUCUGUCACCCAUUGGUGGGCUAAGAUCAUUGAUCAUUUCUGCCAAAAACUAUGAAUUUUUCUCAUAAAUUGCGAGGUGGGAUGGAAGAGAUGAAGCUGCUUUCAGUAGAUGAAGAUGAGGAAAACGUUGGGUUGAGGCAGAAUUGGCUGUACUGUACACGAGACUUGCUAAGUGGAGAAUUUUAUAGCUUGAGUCAAUAAUAAUUUUACUGAAAGUGUAUGUAUGUUGACACCUACCUAGUCAUCUGUCAAAUAACAUUCCAGAAUCCAGAGCCCUCCUUCUUUCACUACUUUGUACCCUAUCA